Messenger RNA from Dujonia railenensis, 774 nucleotides. Lineage: Eukaryota; Fungi; Ascomycota; Pichiomycetes; Serinales; Debaryomycetaceae. The record is from the annotation of a GenBank genome assembly.
AUGCUCCAGUACCCAAUCCAAUCUAUACCUCACAUUUCCGACUCGAAAUUCUCGUAUAGACCAUCCACUUCCCCAGGUGGCCUGAGCUUUACGUCGCUGUCGGCAUCGAGCGAUGGGGACCUUCUUCCUGACUUAUGGCUGGACUGUCAGCAGGAAGCAAACAACCAAUAUCAAUAUUCUCUCCAACAAACGCAAUUGUCGCAAUUUCCACAAGUUUCGCAGAUGUCGCAGCACCAAAUGUUGGCAAUAGGCGUUCAACAGCAACAGCAACAAGUCCAAAGUCCAAUUGCCCACAUGCUGGUCUGGAAUUCGGACUAUGUGCCCGAAGCAAGACUCCCAUUUCCAAAUUCGUUCACUAACGAACUUUCAGAUCUCACCGAGGAAAACUUGCUCAAGUAUGAUCCAUCGGUAGAUUCCCCUCCAACCGAUUACGCAUAUAACACUAGAAACACCUCAGUUUCUGCCCACUCUUGCGAAGAGUUGUUUGAUUUUGAGCAACAACAGCAACAUUUACAUCAACAGCAUCAACCUCCCAUUAUUUCGAAGCAGAAGCCACAGUCUGUCAAUACCCAGUUGUAUAAGACUGAGUUAUGUGCCUCGUUCGUUAAGGUGGGUGUAUGCCCUUACGGGAAUAAAUGUCAAUUUGCGCACGGAAGAAGCGAAUUGAAAAUUGUUGACAGACCACCAAAGUGGAGAUCUAAGCCAUGUGCCAAUUGGUCCAAAUACGGAUCAUGUCGUUAUGGAAAUAGAUGUUGCUUCAAGCAUAAUGAAUAA